GGGAUGUACUACAAACUAUAAACACCCAAAUUACGCUGAAGCACAAACAUCCUUCUGUUACAAUGGCGGUAACUUUCAACCCAGCAUUCUCACGCUCCUCAGCCUCCACCCUCUCUCUUUCACCGCCGCGGCGACUCAGCUCUCUCAUAAAAACCGAUUUUGUGAAAUCUCAGCUCCGCCUUUUCUCGCCAGCUUUGAAGCUUCGUGCUACAACUACAAGCACGAGAAUAUCUCAGCUCCGCCAUUUUUCUCCACUAAUUCCUGCUUUGAAGCUUCCUGUUACGAUCACGAGAACGAAUUCUACUACAUUCUGUUUCACGAACAGCACCCCCGACGAAUCAGUUGAGAAAGACGAUGAAUUAAACUGGCAAGUAUUGAAACGGUGGAAUGUGCCAUGGAAUUGGCAAAGAGUCUCACUGACCUCACUUGCAUGUGUAUUGAGUUUGCAUUCGACAGUACUGAUUGGAGUAGUAGCCGUAGCAUAUUCAGGGAUUAACAUUCAUGAGUUAAGUCCGGAUGGAAUGGCAGGAAUUGGUUUCGUGGGUUAUGGCAUUGUAACUGCAGUGGUUCUCGCAGUUCUGUUUAGUCUGACCAAGUCGUUUUCCCCUAUUACUGAAGACAUAUAUCAAUAUGAUUUGCGAGAGCCUUUCGAUAUUAAGAAAGGUUGGUUGUUAUGGGCUGGAAUUGGCUACGUUGGAGCUGUAGCUGCACUUGUUCUGACAGUAGCCGCAAUGUCUUUUUUCAAUUUUAAUCCACGGAGAGGGUCGGAUUCUCUCAUGAUCUUGCUUCCAAUGAUUGGAUCUUCAACUUUCAGCACUGCCUGUGUGGUGGGUAUGAUAGGUGUACUUACUCCCGUUCUUGAGGAGACCGUCUUUAGAGGGUUUCUUAUGGUGUCCCUAACCAAAUGGUUGCCCACACCACUUUCUGUGCUUCUUAGUGCUGCCGUAUUUGCAUUAGCACAUUUCACUCCUGGACGAUUUCCACAGCUCUUUGUUGGUGGAAUUGUUUUCGGGUUCUCUUAUGCUCAAACGCGCAACCUUCUAACACCAAUCACAAUCCACGCCUUUUGGAAUACCGGGAUUGUCUUACUUCUCACCUUCCUUCAGCUCAAAGGAUAUGAUAUCAAGAAAAUGUUACAAGGUCGUUGAUUCAUUCGGAUGGGUCGAAGUAUAUCUGAACCAGGUAGUAUAAAAUCCAUCGGCUUCUUUGCCACGCUAAUUCAUCCUAGAAUAUAGCGUAUACAAUUUAUGAAUAUAUAUAUA
Messenger RNA from Erythranthe guttata (spotted monkey flower), 1262 nucleotides. RefSeq lists its product as uncharacterized. Gene Ontology annotation, cellular component: membrane. Gene Ontology annotation, molecular function: metalloendopeptidase activity. NCBI's taxonomy places the organism in Eukaryota, Viridiplantae, Streptophyta, Magnoliopsida, Lamiales, Phrymaceae. Gene Ontology annotation, biological process: CAAX-box protein processing. The record is from RefSeq and is a predicted model, not a curated record.